CUACUGGGGCGGAGCGGCGCCGGCGGCAGCAGUCCGGGCGGAGAUGGCGGCUGCUGUGGGGACUGGGACGUCCGCAGCCCCGACUCCGGCGGCCGGCACGGAGGGCGCCUGCUCGGUGCACUGGUUUCGCAAAGGGCUGCGGCUUCACGACAACCCGGCGCUGCUGGCGGCCGUGCGCGGGGCGCGCUGCGUGCGCUGCGUUUACAUCCUCGACCCGUGGUUCGCGGCCUCCUCUUCCGUGGGGAUCAACCGCUGGAGGUUUCUGCUGCAGUCUCUGGAAGACCUGGACACGAGCUUAAGGAAACUCAACUCCCGCCUAUUUGUGGUCCGGGGACAGCCAGCAGAAGUGUUCCCAAGGCUAUUCAAGGAAUGGGGGGUGACCCGCCUGACCUUUGAGUAUGACUCGGAGCCCUUUGGGAAGGAACGAGAUGCAGCCAUCAUGAAGAUGGCCAAGGAGGCUGGUGUGGAGGUGGUGACUGAGAACUCCCAUACGCUCUAUGACCUGGACAGGAUCAUCGAGCUGAACGGGCAGAAGCCACCCCUCACUUAUAAGCGCUUUCAGGCCAUCAUCAGCCGCAUGGAGCUGCCCAAGAAGCCAGUGGGCGUGGUGAGCAGCCAGCAGAUGGAGGGCUGCCGGGCGGAGAUCCCGGAGAACCACGACGACACCUACGGCGUGCCCUCCCUGGAGGAGCUGGGGUUCCCCACAGAAGGACUUGGCCCUGCUGUCUGGCAAGGAGGAGAGACAGAGGCCCUGGCCCGCCUGGAUAAGCACUUGGAACGGAAGGCCUGGGUUGCCAACUACGAGAGACCCCGGAUGAACGCCAACUCCCUGCUGGCCAGCCCCACAGGCCUCAGCCCCUAUCUGCGCUUCGGCUGCCUUUCCUGCCGCCUCUUCUACUACCGUCUGUGGGACCUGUAUAAAAAGGUGAAGCGGAACAGCACCCCGCCCCUCUCCCUGUUUGGGCAACUCCUAUGGCGAGAGUUCUUCUACACGGCAGCCACCAACAAUCCCAGGUUUGACCGCAUGGAGGGGAACCCCAUCUGCAUCCAGAUCCCCUGGGACCGCAACCCUGAGGCCCUGGCCAAGUGGGCCGAGGGCAAAACAGGCUUCCCUUGGAUUGACGCCAUCAUGACCCAGCUGAGGCAGGAGGGCUGGAUCCACCACCUGGCCCGGCACGCCGUGGCUUGCUUCCUCACCCGCGGAGACCUCUGGGUCAGCUGGGAGAGCGGGGUCCGGGUAUUUGAUGAGCUGCUGCUCGACGCAGACUUCAGCGUGAACUCAGGCAGCUGGAUGUGGCUGUCCUGCAGUGCUUUCUUCCAGCAGUUCUUCCACUGCUACUGCCCUGUUGGCUUUGGCCGCCGCACAGACCCCAGUGGGGACUACAUCAGGCGAUACCUGCCAAAAUUGAAAGGGUUCCCCUCCCGGUACAUCUACGAGCCCUGGAAUGCCCCCGAGUCCAUUCAGAAGGCAGCCAAGUGCAUCGUUGGGGUGGACUAUCCACGGCCCAUCGUCAACCAUGCCGAAACCAGCCGGCUCAACAUUGAGCGGAUGAAGCAGAUCUACCAGCAGCUUUCACGCUACCGGGGACUGUGUCUGUUGGCGUCUGUCCCUUCCUGUGUGGAAGACCUCAGCCACCCUGUGGCAGAGCCCAGCUCAAGCCAGGCUGGGAGCAGCACCAGCACGGGACCUAGGCCACUACCCAGUGGCUCAGCAUCCCCCAAACGCAAGCUGGAAGCAGCUGAGGAGCCACCCGGGGACGAGCUCAGCAAACGGGCCCGGGUGGCAGAGCUGCCCACCCCAGAGCCGUCAAGCAAGGAUGCCUGAGACUGCAGUCACCGCUCCAUGAGCAAAACCUGGGUGCCCAAGCAGCCACCGUGGCCGGAGUGCAACCCGCAGAGAAGCUGACCACCGCCUGAGACAGAGCGCGCGCGUGUGUGUGUGUAUGUGCGUGUGCAGAGGAAGGUGUGGUGUGCUGUGUGCAUGCAUGCUUACACCCUCAUGGUCCUGAGUGCUGCCUGGGCUGGAGGAGUACCUGGAGCGGCCCAGCUGGCCUCCAGGUACAAGGCUAGAGGUCAUGGCUGUGACCUUUGGCCUUGUCUGAGUGGAAGGUAGUGGUAGGACCCCCUCUCUUUGCAUCAAACUGAGGCACAGAAGGGCCACAUUUCUGGCUGUUGUCAGAAGCACAGGAUUCUAGAGGCAGCCAGAGUCCUGCUGAGUUUCCACUCCAAAGCAGGAGGCUAGGCAGGCAGGAAUGGGUGGGUUCUGUCCAGAUAUAGCUACCUGGCCUGUCCUCUUAUUUUGAAUUCUCCGCCACUGGCCCUUCAGCCUCUUCCUUGGGCAUCUGGGACUGAGGAAAGGCUGUAGACAGAUUGGAAAGUCUGCUCUCAGCUAGAAGUAUACCCAGAUGCUUGACUGAUGUAGCCUAAGAAGCACCUCCACCCUCUCAGGCCUGGACCCCAAGCUGAGGAACAGAAUCCCAGCUGUCACUGUUCCCUUCCCAAGAGCUGAAAGUUAGUGCCAGAGCCUACGCCUACUAGGCGCUGUGCAGGGACGGGGUCCCAUCUGGCCACGGUGCUCAGUGAGGACAUCUGACAGCCGGCCAGGGAAGCAAGCUCGUCAUUGUUCUGUAGGCUUCCAGGGCCUGCUGUGGGCUGGUCUGCAUCCAAGCUGCCAGGUCAGCGGUCCAAGUGGCUGGGCCCCAAAGGCUCAGACUAGGACUAGAGUGGGCACUGCCAGGGUUGUUGGCAGAAGUCUGCAUGGCGCUCAUAGCCAGACACUGUCCCUCCCAGAAGCAGUAGGCAGAGAUGCAUUCCAGGAGUGGCCCGUGCCACCUCUGCUCGCCCCCACUGUCAGGCCUGUGUCAAGAGAGGAGAUGAGAAGGACUGUGUGGCCAGCUGGAGCAAGUCUUCCUUCCACCCUGUGGCCUGCGCUUGAGCCACAAAGUGUGUGUGCGUGCGUGCGUGCGUGUGAGGAACAGAACCUGUGUGCGUGCACAAAGCUGAAAGGCUAAUUCCUGUUGGAUUGUCGUUCUCACGUGUAACACUAAGCUGGCCUCUGGGCCUCUUCCUCUACCUCCCCUGUGACCUGUCCAGCCUCAGAGCUGUUAACGCCCAUGGCCUGCCAUCACUGUCCUCUGUCUCAAGCCAGAACCCUGGGACAGGCUCUUGUCUUCUCAGUGUCCAGCACCUUGACAGGCUUCUUCCUGAGACAGCCUGCGGUUUUCUCAGCUAGAGAGCUGCCUCUGUAGAAUCCUACUGUUAUGUGUAUUGCCCUCACCAGAAAGGUCCUGUAAUCUGUGGGGAACGCCAUAGGUGCUGGUGUGUUUGGACCGCUGGGUGGGGGCUUGCCUUCCCUCAGCCCCAGCCAGGAGGAGGGAGAGUGGGGCGAGCCUGGAAGGUCAAAGGCUGAGGGCCAGAUUCCGUAUUUAUUGAGCAGCACCUUCAGCUAGUGAGGUGACUCCCCUCUGCCUACUGGGUGGCUCUCUUCCCUAAGAUACAGGUUGGCAUGGCCAGCUCCCCUCCUCUGCCAUUCCCAGCUUCCAGAGCAGUGGGGCAGUCCACUCCUGGAGCUGUGGAGAGGGCUGCAGUGGCCUGGAGUUCCACGGUGGCUCAGGCCUCCCUCCUUUCCCAAGUGGCCCAGGGUCUGCCACAGAGCAGUGCCCCAUACCCUGAUCCAAGGACCAGCAUGGAGAAGAGAUGCUCGCAGACAAAAAUGCACUUUAUAGAGAUUUUCUCUUGCUGGGAAGGCGUGUUUCUCCCAUGGUUUGUUUGUGAAUAUUCACUUGUUUUAUAAACAUCUGAUCCUGUCUGAA
Molecule: messenger RNA, 3812 nt
Organism: Octodon degus (degu)
Lineage: Eukaryota; Metazoa; Chordata; Mammalia; Rodentia; Octodontidae
Gene: Cry2
Product: cryptochrome circadian regulator 2
Exons: 12
Coding region: 44-1825 (593 amino acids)
Biological process (GO): circadian regulation of gene expression; entrainment of circadian clock by photoperiod; negative regulation of DNA-templated transcription
Cellular component (GO): cytoplasm; nucleus
Molecular function (GO): DNA binding; FAD binding
Source: RefSeq, a predicted model, not a curated record